UGUAGUUUUAUACAUACAGACUCGGUCUGCAAAGAGCGGCGGCCACCCUUUAUCGAUAAGCCGAAAGCCCGACCUCGGCCAUUGACGGAUAGAUGCGCCCGCACUCGAGAAACUGUGACUCCUCUCAUUCCCCUCACAAAUGGUUGCGCUUGUUUUCUGAACAUCACGCCGUGGGCGGAGUGCACCCGAGUAUAAUUGGUACGGGGACUUUACCAACUCAAUCCUUCCUGGAACAGCCGCAAUCCACCAACUACAACCAACCCUACUCUACCAACCAACUCUCUAAUCUCGGAAUGACCACAACUACCCCAUCCUCACUGCUCUCCCUCCUCCCAUCCACCUUGCACCUCUCCCAUCUCCACACCCUCAUCGCCCUAUCCCUACUCCUCCUCUCCCUCAUCUACAUCCUCGUCUCCCGCCCCGCUCGCGCUCCUCCUUCGCCAUCAUCUACCUCGCACCUCACCAUCUCGCACAUCCCACCAGCCCACCCCCUCGCCCCAUACACCUCCCUCUGGAUCUCCACCAUCCGCUUCCGAGGCCGCGAGAAUCGGACGCUGAAGGAGGCACAUGAUCGAUUGGGACCCGUGGUGCGCUUGGGCCCGAAGGAGGUGAGUGUGAAUUGUGUGCGGGGCGGGAUUAGGGAGGUGUACGGGGGUGGGUUUGAGAAGGGGGAUUGGCUGGAGGGAUAUAACUGGUAUGCUUUCUUUGGGAAUUAUGGGGGAGUCCCCAACAUGUUCUCCACGCCGGACAACAAGACGCACUCACGUCGCAAACGCAUGAUCAGCAACAUCUACAGCAAGUCCGUCGUCACCACCUCUCCCUACCUAAAAGCUCAAAUCUCCACCAUCCUCUACAACCGCUUCCUGCCCUACCUCUCUGCCACCUUCUCUGGGGACCGCAAUCCCAGUGAUGCAAAACAAGAGCCAGGCGUCCUGAACAUCUCUCCACUCCUCUAUGCAACGACCAUGGACAUCGUCACGGGCUACAUCUUCGGCCUAUCAUCAAGCUCAAACCUCAUCGACAACCCCGACGAGCUGUCCCGGUUCCUCAGCUUGUAUAACUCGCGCCGCUCCUACAACUUUUGGCCGCAGGAGUAUCCACGGCUGACAACUGCACUGCGCAAGUGGUUUCGUUACCGAUUAUCUCCGCAAUGGGUAGACGACGCGAACGAUGAAAUCGAGAAGUGGACCGAAGCCAUGUGCGAUGGUGCGGCGAGGGUGCUCGAGCAGUCAGACAUCAAGCCCGAGGAUGUGCCAGUAGUGUAUCAACAGCUAUCCACAGCGCUGGCUAAGGAGGCAAAGAAGAGCGGACUUGACAAUCUCGAGAGGAAGUACGAACUCGCGUCCGAAGUGCUGGACCAUCUAGCAGCAGGUUUUGACACGUCGGGUAUAACUCUGACCUACGUAAUUCAUGAGCUCUCGAGGAAUCCAGAGAUCCAAGAGAAGUUGCGAGCGGAAUUGCUCACGUUAUCACCCCCACUGGUCCCGUCUUCUACACCGAGCCUACCAGAUGCAAAGGCCGUUGACUCUCUACCCCUUUUGCAUGCCGUAAUCUGGGAAACGUUGCGUCUACACUCCGCGAUACCGGGUCCGCAGCCGCGCUUUACCCCUCCACAAGGCUGUCGUCUGGGUCCUGAUGACAAGAGCUACUAUGUUCCGGGCGGUGUGCGAGUGAGUGCAAGCGCCGGACUACUCCAUCUGAACGAGGAUGUGUAUGAGCGGGCUUCCGAGUGGAGACCGCAGCGGUGGCUGGAAGACGUUCCAGAUGAGAAGAGGAAAGAUAUGGAGAGUCGAUGGUUCUGGGCUGGUGGACAGUGGCGGCAGAAUGUGUGUUGGCAGCCACCUUGCGAUUUACCGUAAGUGCUGCCCCUCCUCUUGACGUUUGUGUCUCCGGUGAAAGGGAUAUUUUCGUCAAAGGUGUCCUCGUUCUGCUGUGCUGAUACACUGCCGUAGAAA
This is a messenger RNA of Westerdykella ornata, 1955 nucleotides long. RefSeq names its product cytochrome P450 monooxygenase-like protein. Bases 294 to 1859 code for a protein of 521 amino acids. Gene Ontology annotation, molecular function: monooxygenase activity; heme binding; oxidoreductase activity, acting on paired donors, with incorporation or reduction of molecular oxygen. NCBI's taxonomy places the organism in Eukaryota, Fungi, Ascomycota, Dothideomycetes, Pleosporales, Sporormiaceae. The record is from RefSeq and is a predicted model, not a curated record. The transcript is spliced from 3 exons.